AUUAUUCUUUUCGCUACCCUGGGUAGUCUUACCUACGGGUAUUGUACAAGUAUCAUCGCGACCACACUGGGUCAGCCCAGUUUCCUGGCGUAUAUCGGCCUCGACACCGCGCCCAAUGCGACACAGCUCAUCGGGGCGAUCAAUGGCCUAUAUCAAGCCGGGGGGCUCCUUGGAACCAUCCUGGUGGGUGUGCUGGGGGACUGGCUCGGCCGCAAAUAUGCCAUCUUUUGCAGUGCUUGUCUGUGUAUCCUGGGUGGUGCGCUGCAGACUGGAUCUGUCCAUAUUGCCAUGUUUAUGGUGGCGAGGCUAUUAACAGGCUUCAGCAUUGGAGCCCUGGUCACCUUGAUCCCCUUGUGGCAGAGUGAGAUGGCACCUCCAGAGACCCGGGGAUUGUUAGUCGGACUGCAUGGCGUGUUCAUUCUCAUCGGCUACACCACCGCCAGCUGGGUUGGAGUGGGAUUCUACUUUGUUCACGAUAACAGUGUCUCGUGGAGGGUUCCGCUUGCCCUGCAGCUCGUCUUCCCCUUGGCCCUCGCAGCAGGAGUGCUAUUCCUGCCCGAAUCCCCCCGUUGGCUGGUGGAGAGGGGACGCAGCGAAGAGAGUCUCACCAUCCUGAAGCAGAUCCAUGGCGAGACGUUUGCCGAACAGGAAUUCAAACAAAUGUCGCGACAGAUCGAGCUGGAAAAGACGCUUCCCAGCUCAUGGGGCUCGAUCUUCACCAUUCCAUCCUACCGAAAAAGAGCUCUCAUUGGGUUUGCCUGCAUGUUCUUUGCCCAAGGCACCGGGACCCAAGUCAUCAAUAACUAUGGGCCCACCCUUUACGAGUCUCUGGGCUAUGGAAAAGCGCAACAGCUCAUGCUCUCCGCCGGCUGGAUCACCGUCGGGAUCUUCGCCAAUAUUCUGGACGCUAUACUUCUUGAUAGGGUAGGGAGGAAGUGGCUCAUGACGACUGGCCUGGCACUCACCGGCCUGGCCUUAUUAUGUGAGGUCGUUCUCCUCGCCGUGGCAGCGGGCAGCAAAGCGGGAAGUGCAGCGGCUGUUGCGUUUCUUUACCUCCAUAUCUGCUUUUACGGAUCAACCCUGGAUGCCAGUACCUAUGUGUAUGCGGCGGAAAUCUGGCCAACACACCUCCGGGCCCGAGGCUGUGCCAUCUCCACCAGCGGCCUCUUUGUCUCGUCCCUGAUUCUCUUGAUUUCCGCCUCGGAUGCCUUUGCAGCCAUCAAAUGGCGAUAUUACCUGGUCUUCCUGUCGAUGACAGCAGUGGGCGUCUUUGUCUUUGCCUUCUUCUUCCCCGAGACUCGGGGUGUCUCGCUGGAGGAAAUUGCCAAACAGUUUGGAGAUCAAGUGGUUGACGUGCAUCUGGAUGACUGCGCUUUGGAUGGUGAUGACUGUGAACAAGGUUAUGAUAUUCAGGGGAAAGAAUAG
Molecule: messenger RNA, 1425 nt
Organism: Penicilliopsis zonata CBS 506.65
Lineage: Eukaryota; Fungi; Ascomycota; Eurotiomycetes; Eurotiales; Aspergillaceae
Exons: 8
Biological process (GO): carbohydrate transport; transmembrane transport
Cellular component (GO): membrane
Molecular function (GO): carbohydrate:proton symporter activity
Source: RefSeq, a predicted model, not a curated record